Molecule: messenger RNA, 3260 nt
Organism: Paecilomyces variotii
Lineage: Eukaryota; Fungi; Ascomycota; Eurotiomycetes; Eurotiales; Thermoascaceae
Product: putative SCF ubiquitin ligase subunit CulC
Exons: 4
Coding region: 277-2760 (827 amino acids)
Biological process (GO): protein ubiquitination; ubiquitin-dependent protein catabolic process
Cellular component (GO): Cul3-RING ubiquitin ligase complex
Molecular function (GO): ubiquitin protein ligase binding
Source: RefSeq, a predicted model, not a curated record
UCCAUGUCCAAGUAGAGCAUCUACUGAGACCAGCGACCAUUCUCGGCGAGAAACAGUCAGAGAUCUUCAGUGCAGGCGAAUGGAGUUCUGGUUAGAAGUUUCCUCUCUCCCUGUCAGCCUCACUUCACUGCUCCCUGCGUUGCGCAGCUGUCUUCCCAACGCAUCUAUCUACCUCACUAUCUCCGGCCGCUUUGACUGCCCCGCCCUCGAGUCUGUUCACAGAUAAAUAAUACAGCACAUUUUUCGAUAUAGCCUUCCAAGGAAGACACGUACACCAUGGCUGCUAUGAGAGCUAGGCAUAAGAUUCGUGCCCCUCGAAGGGGUUUAACGACAGGCAAAGGAGAUGAUUUCGAGUCGAGAUGGUCCGUCCUGUCUUCAUCUUUACGCGAGAUCCACACCAAGAAUGCUUCGUGCCUAUCCUUCGAGGAACUUUACCGCAGCGCAUACCAGUGUGUCAUUAUGGGCCGGGGUGAUGAUCUGUACGAGCGUGUCGUGCGUCUAGAGCAGGACUGGUUGGAGAAGGAGGUCUGCAAGCGAGUCACAUCCGCCAUAUCUCCGAGCUUAUUACUAGCAAGAGAACCAACCGAUGCAAUGGACCAAGCAAACGAGAGAAGAGCUGCAGGAGAGAAGUUUUUGGAAGUAGUAAAGGCGGCUUGGGAAGACCAUCAACUGUGUAUGGGCAUGAUCACAGAUGUAUUGAUGUACAUGAAUCGUGUUACAUGCUCCGACCAUAGGAAACCGUCGAUAUAUAUCGCAGCCAUGUGCUUAUUCCGAGAUCAUGUCCUUCGAGCGGCCAUACCUGCGGAAUCGGAAAUGACUGUUUAUAACGUCCUUGAAUCAACAGUCCUCUUCAUGAUACAACUGGAGAGAGCUGGGCAUAUUAUAGAGAGGCCAUUGAUUCGACACUGCAUGUACAUGCUAGAGGGUCUAUACGAGACAGCCACAGAGGAGGAUUCGUCGAAGUUGUACUUGACCGUCUUUGAGCCUUCGUUCCUGGAAUCCAGCAAGGCUUUCUACCACGCCGAAGGACAGAGACUUCUAGCGACAACUGAUGCAGCUACCUUCUGCCGACUCACCUCUGAACGCAUCACGGAAGAGGUGCAGCGGUGUCGACAGACAUUGUCUGACCUGACAGAACCGAAGAUCAAGAGUGUACUGGACGAAGAGAUGAUCCUCAAGAACAUUGCAGAUGUCAUCGCACUAGAGGGGAGCGGUGUUCGGUAUAUGCUUGACCAUGACAAGCUGGAGGACCUGGGUAAUGUGUACCAACUCAGCGCGAGAGUUGACCCGAAGAAGACCGCAUUAACGAGAGCGGUACAAAAGCGCAUUGUUGAGAUGGGCGAUGAAAUCAAUGCUGCAGCCAAGGCGUUCGCCCAGCCGACAGUGGCUCCGGCGCAGAAGUCGGAGGAGGCCGCUAAUGGCAAGAAGAAAGCUGAUGAGAAGGAGAAGCCUGCAAAUCAGCAGACUGCGGCUGCAAUCAAAUGGGUUGACGAUAUUCUAGCUCUCAAGCAGAAAUUCGACGACGUCUGGCGCAAGGCUUUCGCCUCUGAUCAGGGUCUGCAAACAUCGAUUACCACAAGCUUCUCAGACUUCAUCAACUCCAACAACCGCAGUUCAGAGCAUCUGUCUUUGUUCUUCGAUGAAAAUCUUAAGAAGGGCAUCAAGGGGAAGACGGAGAGUGAAGUUGAUGCUCUUCUUGAGAACGGUAUCACGCUUCUCCGAUACAUUAAGGAUAAGGACCUCUUCGAGACCUACUAUAAGAAGCACCUGUCUCGACGUCUGCUCAUGAAGCGGUCAGCAAGUAUGGAUGCUGAGAGACAGAUGAUCUCAAAGAUGAAGAUGGAAGUUGGAAACCAGUUCACACAGCGUCUCGAAUCUAUGUUCAAGGACAUGGCAAUCUCCGAUGACCUUACAGCCGGCUACAGAGACCACGUGGCGAAGUCUGCGGAUCCGGAUGUCAAGAAGGUAGAACUGGAAAUCAGCGUUCUCACCAGUACGAUGUGGCCCAUGGAAAUCAUGUCUGCCUCCAAAGAUGGUGCCGUGCAGCUACCAUGCAUCUUCCCUAAGGAGAUCGACUCACUCAAGCAGAGCUUUGAGAACUUCUACCUAAGCAAGCACAAUGGCCGGAAGCUCUCUUGGCAGUCAAACAUGGGCACUGCAGAUAUCCGAGCGACGUUUCGGAGGUCUAACGGCAAAGUUGCCCGUCAUGAGCUGAAUGUCUCGACGUACGCCAUGGUCAUAUUACUCCUCUUCAACGACGUGCCGGACGGUGAAUCUCUCACCUACGAAGAGAUCCAAGCGCAGACCCGUAUUCCAGAUCACGACUUGAUUCGGAACCUUCAGUCUCUCGCCGUGGCCCCUAAAACCCGAGUCCUCAAGAAAGAUCCGAUGAGCAAAGACGUGAAGCCAACAGACCGAUUCUUCUACAACCCAGACUUCCAGAGCAUGUUCACUAAGGUUCGCAUCGGCGUUGUCAGCGGUGGAGGAAACAAAGUUGAGAGUCAGAACGAGCGAAAAGAGACGGAGAAGAAGAUGAACGAGGAGCGAGGCGGUAGCAUUGAAGCUGCAAUCGUACGAAUCAUGAAGCAACGGAAAACGCUUUCGCACUCUCAGCUCAUGACAGAAGUACUAACGCAGCUUGCUUCUCGCUUUGUUCCCGACGUCAACAUGGUCAAGAAGCGUAUCGAGAGUCUGAUUGAUCGAGAAUACCUCGAACGUAUCUCAGACUCAGAUCCGCCCGCGUAUGGCUACAUUGCUUAAGCGUUCUAUGUUGACAUGUUGAUGCUUGCUCCGUGCAAAAUUCCGCCAUAACUCCGGCACUGAUUCCCAGGCGUCUUGCAUUAUCCUCGGCAAACUCUUCCUCUUUAUUCGUUCAACCAGUAAAUAUUUCACGCCCCCAUUAGCGAUGGCGAAAGGUGGCUGUUCUUUCUGCAUUUCUUGGCUGUGGUUUCGAUUCGUCGUUCUCUCAAUAAUCGCUAUAGAUGUUUCUUAGCAGUGCAUAUGACAGGGUCACGAUUGAUGGGUAGAUAGGUUAUACGGGACUGGACGGCACGGUAGCACAUGAAUUGGAUGUUUUAUGCGAAAUUAGACUUGAAGGGAAACGCGCCAUUUAUCUAGAUGAACUGUGUGCAUGGCAUGCUUUAUAUCUCCCUCAUUUCAAAAAGAAUGAUAUCGAUAUCACCCUCUUUCUCUACUAUGAAGACUGAAGAACACUCCAGAUGAUUUCGGAAGAGUUACUCUGUAUACACGAAGCUUCGUUC